This is a messenger RNA of Naumovozyma castellii, 1302 nucleotides long. It is a transcript of the gene AFR1, whose product is annotated as Afr1p. The record is from RefSeq and is a predicted model, not a curated record. The transcript has a single exon. Lineage: Eukaryota; Fungi; Ascomycota; Saccharomycetes; Saccharomycetales; Saccharomycetaceae. The coding region runs from base 1 to 1302 and encodes 433 amino acids.
AUGUCGAUACAAAGACCACAAUCAACCAUGGAUUUCAUUGAAAUACCAAAGAGUAGGAAAUUGAAGAAAUCAAAAUCGUUGAGCAACUUAAAGCUUUCGAGAGAUUUUGAUAAGAUACAUCAAUUACAAUCAGGGAUAUCAUCUAAUUAUGACAAGUUUCAGACUGCUGCAGACAUUAAGCAAAAAGGCUUGACUGUGAGAUCGAAGUCACUAUACGACCUCUCAAAAAGUAGACCAAAGAACAUCUCAGCUUUCCAACCAUCAUUGCAUUUGAUAAAGGAGCCACUAGUCAUUGAAAAAACAGAUUUGCAUUUAACGCCGAGGGAUAUGCCUAGUACACCGAUUUCGAAGGAUAAUUCAUCCACAUUCUCCAACGCUCAUAAGAAGAUGACUAUAGAACGAAAUAGUGCUGAGGUAUCAAUGAGACCAUCUCCACUAUCGGAAUCAAAAACAGUAAAUAAACACGAGCGACAAGAGAAUAGAUUUUUUAAGAAAGCAUCAUCAAUAAUACGCUCAAGCUUUAAAAAGAAUUGGCAUUCUCAGAAAAUUCAUACGGCAAAGGACAUGAAAUUUGAUGAUAAUAAUAAUGAACCCUUACGAAAAAUUCGGCCCCUUUCGAUUCAAUUUCAUGGGAAUAUAGAUGUUGCUAUUGAUGAGGAUGAUUUUUCUAUGAACAUCGAUUAUAUAUUUGAUAAUAUUCUGUCUCGACUUGAUUCAAAUGGCUCAACUGAGUUUGAAACUGCAAAAAAUAGGGAAACAAAUGAAUCUAACGAAGAUUAUCUAAACAUUAGCCAACCUUCCGAAGAAAGUGUACCGGAAGAGAUGAACCCAGAUUAUGUUGACACAGAUUUAAUCGAAGAAUUCGACGAUUUGGCAUACCUCAUAACAAGUCCGUCAAUUCUCACUCCACCUCCAAGAUCGGAAAGAAGACCACGUGGAAUGGAUAAAACGAUAUCUAGGAGGUAUCACCACCAUAAUAGACCUUUACUUGUAAGACUAAAAGAAGAAUGGGAAACUGUUCAUAUCGGUGAAAGCCCGGACACAAGGAAAACUAACAAAAGUGAUGCAGCAACUCCAAAGACGGUAAGGUUUGAUACAGAUAUAUACGUUGAUGAUACAUGGUCACCACUUGAAUAUGAGCGCCAUGGGACUACGAUUGCCAGAAAUAUGAAGGAAAUGGUGCGACUUAUCCAACGAGAUCAUGUCUUCAUUGACAAUAUUAAAAGAGAAAUAAAUUAUUUCAAAAUGUACGAAAUGCAAGUGCAUGAAGAUAGCAAACAGUAUACUCAAUUGCUUUCCUAG